This is a messenger RNA of Aphanomyces astaci, 483 nucleotides long. RefSeq names its product small nuclear ribonucleoprotein Sm D2. Gene Ontology annotation, molecular function: RNA binding. Gene Ontology annotation, biological process: RNA splicing; spliceosomal snRNP assembly. Gene Ontology annotation, cellular component: U5 snRNP; catalytic step 2 spliceosome; U2 snRNP. The record is from RefSeq and is a predicted model, not a curated record. The transcript is spliced from 3 exons. Lineage: Eukaryota; Oomycota; Saprolegniomycetes; Saprolegniales; Verrucalvaceae. The coding region runs from base 59 to 382 and encodes 107 amino acids.
GCGAAAGCAAGGGUGGAGAACAGCUCGAAUAUUUGUUCCCACACAGGAUCUCCUCAACAUGGCGACGAUUGACGACAAGCGCGCCGGCACAAAGGAAGAAGAAGAAGACUUCUUGACCGGCCCUCUGUCCGUUUUGAUGCAAAGUGUCAAGAACAAUUCCCAAGUGCUCAUCAACGUGCGCAACAAUCAUAAGUUAUUGGCCCGCGUCAAGGCGUUCGACCGUCACUGCAACAUGGUGCUGGAGAACGUCAAGGAAAUGUGGACCGAAGUGCCCAAGUCGACUAAAGGUAAGGGCAAGCCGAAAAACGUCGAGCGCUUCAUCAGCAAAAUGUUCCUGCGUGGCGACUCGGUCAUUCUUGUCUUGCGAAACCCCCAUGCAUAAGCGACGGCCACGCUGUAAUUCACCUCAAUAAACCACCUCCAACUUCUCUAUAUCGACACCAAUGAACCGAUACGAGUCCCCAUGCUUGGUCCGCGCAUUCC